AUACGUUGAAAGUUUUCAUCGUCAGGAGGAGCAAGCAAGGCAUCCACACGCGCAUCGAAUACUAUACCGCGCAAACGGGACCCGCAAAUCUAAGGUUUCAGUCUUCGAUUACAAUAAUUCGAUACCCUGCCGCAGGUCCACGUAGUAACCUGCCACGAGGAGAAGAUGUAGGAUAGUGGUCUGUUUGACGUGGUCACGUAAUGCGUUUUAAUUCUUACGCCCAUUAUCGGUAUACUAUAAUCAACCACGAACGCGUAGUUCCGGUCAAGAAGACCCAUAAAAUUGUAAAUUCAAAUUUUACUCUCAGCGGAGGGGGAGAUUAUUAAUUUUACAACAGAGUAUGAAGUACGAAACCACGAGCUAGACCAACGAGAAAAAAUCAAUUUCCGGGUUAUUUCCUGGGGAAAAGAAAAAACAUCUUUUCGAUUUCCGAGCUUUUUCACUUGUGCAGUGUAACACAGGAAAAAAAUUUCACUCAAUUCACUGACCCUAAUCUCUAACGUGUAACGCGAUCUAUGGCUUCUUUUCAUUCUUUGGGGCGGAGGGGGCGUAGCCAUUUCGACCCCAUCAAGCUAUCUUGAAGUUUCGAAUGGCUGAAGCAGGAGAUCGAAAAACGGCGUGUGAUCGUACGCGUCGAUUGGAAUUGAAUCAGAUGACUUUAAGACGUUCUCAGAGACACUGCACAAUAUCGUGUUUUAAUAUAUUUUACAUAUACACGCGUACGAUGUAUAAUAAAUAGACUUUUCGUGAUCAAGUUUGUAACUCAAGUAGAUGAGAUUUGUUUUGUCAUGUGGUUUGUACUCGAGAUCUUGUACACCUCAAGUCGCGAUGCCGCGGGGUUGUUGCUGUUCAUCGCAUGAAACAACGCAUACCGACUUACAGAGGAGAUAAUUUUUCACUUAUACACCAUACAUGUACGAAAUAUCAUUCGAAAUAUCACGUGUCGCUGACUAGUAGAAAGCUGUAAGGGAAGAAGAUCGCAAAAGUCGUCUGUUCAGUGCCGAAGAACGCUUGUGCCUUAUGAUUAGUGUUCAGUGACACAAUAAAUAUACUUGUGAAGAUGGUCGUCACAAAUUCACGUAUUCUGAGAUGGACCAGAGAAAAUUCUAGCGAGUGUGAAAAGGGCGUUAUCAUUUCUUGGCGAGAUUUAUCAGUCUAUGCGACCUCGAAAGGAAAUAGAAUAUGCAGACAACUAAUCAACAAUGUAAGAGGCGCCGUAAAGCCGGGAAAUCUCGUCGCAAUCAUGGGAGGGAGUGGAGCUGGGAAGAGUUCUCUAAUGGCAGCUCUAGCCUGUCGUACCCCACCUGGGAUUGUCGUACAUGGAGAAAUAUUGGUAAAUGGGUACCCCGUAAGUCCGGCUUACAUGCGACGUAACAGCGGUUUCAUGCAUCAAGAAGAUUUAUUUGUCGGGACCAUGACGGUAUUGGAGCAUCUGAACUUCAUGGCAAGAAUGAAGCUCGACCGUCGUACGGAUCCUCGAGAUAUUCGCGACAGGAUAAAUGGCCUCCUUCAAGAGGUGGGGUUGGCGCAUAAAUCCGGUACAAUGAUAGGAAACGCUGGUGGUGAGAAGGUUUUAUCCGGUGGUGAAAAAAAACGUCUCGCAUGUGCCACUGAGCUUUUAUCAGAUCCGAAGAUUUUGUUUUUGGACGAACCUACGACGGGUUUGGACGCCCACUCUGCGAGUGUUCUAGUGGCACAGCUGACUGUUGUCGCUGCUCGAGGUCGUACCGUACUCUGUACGAUUCAUCAACCGAGCUCUGCAAUAUUUAACGCUUUUCAGCAAAUAAUUCUCGUCGCUGAGGGCAGGAUCGCAUUUAUCGGAACCAGCGAACAAGCCCUUCAUUUUUUUGCCAGCGAAGGAUAUCAUUGUCCUUUGGCUUAUAAUCCGGCAGACUUUCUGAUAGCAACUCUUGCGACUGCACCACGCGAUGAGGACGCUAGUAGGCGAAACGCUCAAAGGAUAUGCGACGCUUUUUUGGUCAGUGACGCCUGUAAGGAAGUUGACAUUGUCCUGCAAUUGGAACUUCAUAUCGCAAGUUCUUACAUAUGGAGAGACGACGGCGGAGAAACCUGUGAAUUUAAACAACCGUGGUGGUGGUCGAAACUUUACUGGUUAAUUCAUCGCGGAUCUAUCCAAAUCAUUAGAGAUCCAACCGUACAAUUUCUGCGAAUUUUAUUGAAACUGUGUUUAGCGAUCUUGGUGUCCCUUUGCUUCUUGGGAGCGAUUACCCUCGAUCAACUCGGAAUCCAGGCCGUUCAAGGAGUACUUUUCAUAAUGGUGACCGAAAAUACAUUUCUACCUAUGUACGCAACACUCGCGGCACUUCCUCAGGAUAUGCCACUAUUCCUCAGAGAACAUCGAGCAGGAUUGUACACGCCACAUCUUUACUACUUUGCGAGGGUCGUCUCUUUGAUUCCCGGGUUAAUCGUCGAGCCAAUUAUCUUUGUGAUGAUUGUCUACUGGCUUGUUGGACUCAGAAGCACUGUGGAAGCCUUUGUUCUCACUUUAAUCGUCGCUGUUUUUACGAUGAACGUUUCUACCGCAUGCGGCUGUUUUUUUUCGGCUGCAUUCGACUCUGUGCCCCUGGCGAUGGCUUAUUUGGUUCCAUUUGACUAUAUCCUAAUGAUAACGAUGGGCCCAUUUAUCAAGCUCGGCACCCUGCCAGUUUACAUGCAGUGGAUAAAAUACAUGUCUUGGCUCCUUCAUUCCACCGAAGCAUUAACAAUCGUUCAAUGGAAGGGAGUACACAACAUUUCUUGCGAAGUUAAGGAUCCCGAGCUCCCUUGCAUGACCGAAGGAUCUGAGGUCCUGGAGAGGUACGAUUUUGACGGCGAUAAUUAUUGGACCGAUAUUUCCUUCAUGGCUGUAAUAUAUUUAGUAUUUCAUGCGCUAGGGUACGCCUGUUUGUGGAACAGGACCCGUUAUAAAUAAUCAUGGUAUUUUUUAUUUAAAUUUAUCUCUACAAAAAGUUAAUGAUGAUAUUUGGUUUUUAUUUUUAUAUAUACGUAUGGUGCGGCAUUUAUUCAUAUCCUAAUUAAAAAAUGUCGAUUAAUUUGAAGAUAGCAUUCGAGUGCUGAUAAACAUUCGCAACUGUGGCAACAGAUAAACGACUAAUUUCAUAAUUUUAAACGCCACAGUAGGAUAAGAUAAUUUUUUUGAAUAUUUGUUAAUGUAAGAAUUUAGUUAAGACAAUCAAAUUUCGACAAUUAAAUAAAAGGGCUAAAUAAUGUGUCA
Athalia rosae (coleseed sawfly) is the source of this 3235-nucleotide messenger RNA. RefSeq names its product protein scarlet. Bases 1061 to 2932 code for a protein of 623 amino acids. NCBI's taxonomy places the organism in Eukaryota, Metazoa, Arthropoda, Insecta, Hymenoptera, Athaliidae. Gene Ontology annotation, molecular function: ATP hydrolysis activity; ABC-type transporter activity; ATP binding. Gene Ontology annotation, cellular component: plasma membrane. The record is from RefSeq and is a predicted model, not a curated record. The transcript is spliced from 15 exons.